CCUAUCCAUACAUGCACAACUCUCCCUCUCCUUCUCCUUCUCCUCUUCCUCCCCCCACUAUAUAUAUACCCCUCUUGGGAUGAGAAGGUUGGUAUGGUGUGUCUCAUUACCUUCUUCACUCCUACCUAUAAUACUUGAAGCCCAGUCCCCUUGCAUUGUAUACCCUCUUAUUUUCUGCAGAAAGGUUUGAAGACAAAAGAAAGUUGUGCUCCAACUCACCUCUAAUUUUCUUCUAUGGAAAGGAAUCAGCUCAGACGCCAGCUUGCUUCUGUGAGGCAGUCUCUCUUUGAUCAGGGAUUUCUUGAUGAACAAUUUAUUCAGCUCGAGGAAUUAGAGGAUGGAGAUAACCCUAAUUUUGUGGAGGAAGUUGUUACAUUGUUUUUCAGGGAUUCUGCUAGAUUGAUUGUUAACAUAGAGCAAGCAUUGGAAUGUAGCCCCCUUGAUUUCAAUAAGCUGGACAACUACAUGCACCAGUUCAAGGGUAGUAGCUCAAGCAUUGGAGCUACAAAAGUGAAGAACGAGAGCACAGAGUUUAGGGAAUACUGCAGGACAGGAAAUGCUGAGGGAUGCAUGAUGUCCUUCCAACAAGUGAAGAAAGAAUAUGCAGCUUUGAGAAAGAAGCUUGAGCAUUAUUUUCAGCUAGCCAGACAAGCUGGACCCGGAGAGACAGCAAGUCGUUCAGCUAGGAACUGAUAGAUGAGCAAGAAUGACCAAUGAAGCUAGCUUAGCUUAGCUUAUGAUGUCUAUGUGGCAAUAGUUUUCUUCAUUUCUGCAACUUGUACCGAAGUCAGUUUGGUUCCCA
Molecule: messenger RNA, 802 nt
Organism: Macadamia integrifolia
Lineage: Eukaryota; Viridiplantae; Streptophyta; Magnoliopsida; Proteales; Proteaceae
Product: histidine-containing phosphotransfer protein 4-like
Exons: 6
Coding region: 235-693 (152 amino acids)
Biological process (GO): phosphorelay signal transduction system; cytokinin-activated signaling pathway; phosphorylation
Cellular component (GO): cytoplasm; nucleus
Molecular function (GO): protein histidine kinase binding; histidine phosphotransfer kinase activity
Source: RefSeq, a predicted model, not a curated record